AUGAAAGUUAGCAAAGUUUUCAAGCCGAUUGUGAAAUUUGAGAAAAUCGGUGAGAAAUAUUACCAUAUUGAGAACAAGGAAAGACUGAACUGGUAUGAAGCUGUCUCCAGAUGUAGAAGCAUGGAAGCCAACCUUAUUAGCCUUCAAAACGAGGAAGAGUGGAAGGCUAUCACCAAGCAGAUUCGUCAUUACAAUAAAUAUUGGGUGGAUAUCAACGAUGAGGCAACCGAGGGCGAAUAUAUAUCCGAAUCAACCGGAGAGGAAGCUCCUUUCCUAAAAUGGUCUGUCGAAGAGCCAAAUAAUUCGAAAGGUGUCGAAAAUUGUGUUCAGAUGCGUGAAUCCUAUGGUCUAUUCGAUGAAACACCUCAUUCUAUGAACGACGUCGAAUGCACCUCAAAAACCUUUUUUAUAUGCGAAGCCAAUGAAAUAUGA
Molecule: messenger RNA, 432 nt
Organism: Drosophila eugracilis
Lineage: Eukaryota; Metazoa; Arthropoda; Insecta; Diptera; Drosophilidae
Product: C-type lectin 37Db-like
Exons: 1
Coding region: 1-432 (143 amino acids)
Biological process (GO): biological process involved in interspecies interaction between organisms
Cellular component (GO): external side of plasma membrane
Molecular function (GO): carbohydrate binding
Source: RefSeq, a predicted model, not a curated record